Exophiala mesophila is the source of this 595-nucleotide messenger RNA. RefSeq lists its product as uncharacterized. The record is from RefSeq and is a predicted model, not a curated record. The transcript has a single exon. Bases 171 to 488 code for a protein of 105 amino acids. NCBI's taxonomy places the organism in Eukaryota, Fungi, Ascomycota, Eurotiomycetes, Chaetothyriales, Herpotrichiellaceae.
CCGGCACCAGCGGAAGACGAUAUUUUUUGGUCAACCAGAAAAAAUGAGGAGUUCAUCCUCUCGGACCUAUCUUUUCCCUCCCAAGGCCACCAAUUCAUUCGGGGCCUCAUGACCCUAAUAUGAGUCAUGAGACGACUCUUGAUGUGGGUUGACGUUUUCUACAGGUGAGAAUGAGAGACUUGGCUGGGCAGUUAGAAGCCGACGACAUCCGAGAGCCAACACUUUUCAACGACAUGCCUUAUUCGUUGGAUCAGAGAUCAUACAUCCCCGCUCAGCCCAAACCCAAGAAAAUAACUGCAUCAGGAGAUUUUGUUGUCAGGCACUUCAGGCUAGACACUGACUAUCUACCUACAGUUUGUAAGUACAUUCCUUACCCACUGGAUUCCUUACCCACUGGAUCCCUCCACAACCAUGAAAUACGGCCCCGAUUUGGGAGGCCACCACGGCCACCAGGCUACUCUCCACCACAUCUGGUUGACGCCUUAUGAUGGGCUCCGCCGAAAAGGGUCAUGAUUAACCCUGUUUGAAUGGAUUCGUUUGUCAUCCGGAUCCUCGCUCGCCUUGUCCUUGUCCGACCCCAUGACCCUGGCUGGGC